UCAUUCAUUUCUGGUAAAGUCAGUCAUGAGCGGCGGGGUGAUAAAAUUAACAAACGAACGGAAGCAGGACGGAUAUGGAAACGAGGGUUUUGGUUUUCAACCCAACCUCUCUCACACGGCGAAAUGAUUUGGCUUCUUCCUACGAAUCUCUCUCUUCCAAUGGCUUUCGAGAUCAAGGUCGUCUUCAAUUGCAUCUGGGUUCGUGUUGAGUGAUUGUUUUGUUUGUUUGGACCAAAGAUGAAAGAUUCCAACACUGAUUUGUUCGACCCUAGAGCGGCGAUUGGCUCCGAUUAUGUGCUCGGUGCUUCCACUUCGUCUCGGGAUUCUGAUUUUGGAUUCGCUUUUGACGACAGUAACUUCUCCGAUCGCAUACUGAGGAUUGAGAUCGUCGGCGUGUCCGAUGAAACGGAGCCGGAUUUUGGUGGGUGCAGCAGUGUCGUCGAUUGGGCUCGCCGAAAGAGGAGGAAAGAAGAAAAGAAAACGGAAAAUGCUCUGGAUCUCAGUAAAUGCCCAGAGCAGCAAGUUGUAACCUGUGAAGAGCCCGAUAUGGUAGAUAUCUUGUCCGAAAAUCCAGAUGAGGGACCUGUGGCAAUGGUUGAAGAAUCACUAUCAGGUGAUGAAGCUGCAAGUUGCAAUGAUUUAAAUUUGGAUUCUUCUAGUGUGGUGAGGGUGAAGACUUUGCAUAUUAGCUCUCCUAUUUUGGCGGCCAAAAGCCCAUUCUUCUAUAAGCUGUUCUCAAAUGGCAUGAAAGAAUCAGAUGAACGACGUGUGACCUUACGGAUCAAUGCCUCUGAGGAAGCUGCUCUCAUGGAGUUGUUGAACUUUAUGUACAGCAAUAGCCUGUCUGUUACCACCGCUCCUGCGUUAUUGGAUGUGCUAAUGGCUGCUGAUAAAUAUGAGGUUUCUUCAUGCAUGAGGUAUUGCAGUAGACAAUUGCGAACUUUGAGUAUGACACCGGAGUCUGCACUGCUCUUUUUGGAGCUUCCUUCCAGUGUUCUAAUGGCUGAAGCCGUUCAAUCACUGACUGAUACAGCAAAACAGUACCUUGCGGCUCGUUAUAAAGACAUAACUAAGUUCCAAGAAGAGAUAUUGCUGUUUCCCCUUUCUGGAAUAGAGGCAAUAUUAUCCAGUAAUGAUCUUCAAGUAGCAUCAGAGGAUGCAGUAUUUGACUUUGUUUUAAAGUGGGCAAGGUCGCACUAUUCUUCGUUAGAGGAACGACGAGAAGUCCUUGGUACUCGUCUUGCUAAAUUCAUUCGCUUCCCCUACAUGUCCUGCCGGAAGCUGAAGAAGGUAUUGACAUGUAAUGACUUUGAUCAUGAGGCUGCUUCGAAACUUGUGCUCGAGGCACUGUUUUUCAAGGCAGAUGUUCCUCACAGGCAGAGAGCCUUGAUUAGCGAUGAGUCUACUUCCUCGAACCGUCGCUUUGUCGAGAGGACGUACAAGUAUAGGCCAGUUAAGAUCAUUGAACUGGAGCUCCCUCGACAACAGUGUGUGGUAUACCUGGACUUGAAACGAGAAGAAUGUACAAGUUUAUUCCCAUCUGGACGAAUAUACUCUCAAGCAUUUCACUUGGGAGGGCAAGGAUUCUUCUUGUCUGCUCAUUGCAACAUGGACCAGCAGAGUUCAUUCCAUUGCUUUGGAUUGUUUCUGGGGAUGCAGGAGAAAGGGUCUGUGUCUUUUGCUGUGGAUUACGAAUUUUCAGCAAGAUCGAAGCCGAGCGAAGAGUUUCUGAGUAAAUACAAGGGGAACUACACGUUUACAGGUGGGAAAGCAGUUGGGUACAGAAACUUGUUUGGUAUACCAUGGACUUCGUUCACGGCUGAAGAUAGUAUUUACUUCAUAAAUGGGAUCCUUCAUCUAAGGGCAGAGCUGACGAUCAAGCCAUAGCUUUUCUUUUUUGUGUUGCUUCCCAUAAUUUCUAUGUCAAAGCUCAAAAGAUUGAAGGACUUCUUUUCAUGCUGACACUCUCUGUGUAGUAAUAGUAGUAGUCAGUCCUUUUAGCUAUUUUCUCAAUGGCAGGAAAAGAAGACAUUGUAGUUGAAUAGGUUCCAAUUGUUAUGCUCAAUUCUAACUUCUUUCUUAGCUCUUCCUUUUUCA
Cucurbita maxima (winter squash) is the source of this 2097-nucleotide messenger RNA. Its product is annotated as BTB/POZ domain-containing protein POB1. Lineage: Eukaryota; Viridiplantae; Streptophyta; Magnoliopsida; Cucurbitales; Cucurbitaceae. Gene Ontology annotation, molecular function: protein binding. The transcript has 7 exons. Bases 238 to 1887 code for a protein of 549 amino acids. Gene Ontology annotation, biological process: response to red light. The record is from RefSeq and is a predicted model, not a curated record. Gene Ontology annotation, cellular component: nucleus.